Molecule: messenger RNA, 1322 nt
Organism: Etheostoma spectabile (orangethroat darter)
Lineage: Eukaryota; Metazoa; Chordata; Actinopteri; Perciformes; Percidae
Gene: nts
Product: neurotensin
Exons: 4
Coding region: 521-994 (157 amino acids)
Cellular component (GO): extracellular region
Molecular function (GO): neuropeptide hormone activity
Source: RefSeq, a predicted model, not a curated record
CCUGCAUCCCGUCCCUGGGAGACAAGUGCAAAACAACUAUGUGCAUUCAUGAGGUGAAAUAACCAAAUCUCCAAAAGCUUGACGCAAAAACCCUUUCGCCCUGUGAUGCCAAAGUGACGUAUGAUGAAACGAUGACACAGGAUGGAAGAGACAAUAUGAUGAGACUGAUGAAUGGAUAGAUGGAUGGAUGGAUGAAGGGAACUGUUUCAUUGGGUGGGAAGGUGGGGGUGGAGAUCAGACUGAUUUUAUGACAUCACAUUGGCUCUUAUAAACUGAGGGAAUGGAGCCCUCUGCACUUCACAUCCAACCAGAAAACUGCAAGGAAGGGGAAGUGUGUGUGGAGUUUGAAGAGAAGAAGAGGAAGAAGCAGCAGCAGCAGCAGCACUAGAAAUCCCCUCUCCAGCCUCUCUAGUCAACUGUUUCUGACCUUUAACCUUAUGGACUAGAUUUCUCCUCAGGUGAAUUCUUCACUGUGGGAUUCUUAUUUUUUUUUGUUGGUUUUGUUUGUUUUCUCAUCAAGAUGCAGGCACAUUUGGCAUGUAUGCUUCUCCUCUGCUUUACAUAUGGUGGACUUUGUACAGUGAUAGACGUCGACCAGGAUCAGCGAGCGCUGGAAGAGGAGCUACUCAGCAGUCUCUUCACUCCUAAGAUGAAACAGAACAAGGAGAGUGCCCCCUACUGGCGUGUGUCGCUGGUGAACCUGUGCAGGAUGGUGAACGGCCUGCAGCGGGAGGCGUGGAGCGGCGAGGAAGAGGAGGGCGGAGAGUUGAGGGAGGGGAGCCUCCAGCUGCUGGAAGAGCUUUACAACCUGCAACUCAUCUGCCGAGUGCUGCAGAGCAGGGAGGAGAGGCUACUCCAUGACUCUCAAGAAUAUUUAGAGGAGAACAGUGACACUCCGCUGAAACGAAAAUCCCCCUACAUCCUGAAGAGGCAAGCAGCGCACACCAUCAAGUCCCGGAGGCCGUACAUCUUGAAACGAAGUACAAUUUACUGACAGCCAUCCCCGAGGCCGUUGUGACGUUUUAGGGGGACCAGACCAGAUACUUUCUGUGAAGAUGUGAUUGUGUUUUUGUCUCUCUUCUAGUAGCUGCGAUGUUUUUUCUUUAUUAUCCAAUUGUUUUUAUCCAGUCCGACCCUUGGAUUGUGUGUCCAGCAUUGAGGCCUGCCUGUAUUCUGCUCCUUUCCAAGUAUACGUCCUGAAAAUAAAAUCCUGAGCAUCAAGCUAAUUGUGUACCUCCUGAGAAACUAUAUUUAUUUACUCUAUUUCUUCACUGCACACUAAGUCUAUUUUGUUUCAGGAUAUGAUUAAAUGAGUCAUGAUA